CCUUCUUUUCUGUCGAAGUCAAGUUUCUGUGGUGAGACACUGAACGUACUCAACUUCCUCUUUCAACAACAAAUUUGUCAGUUAUCAGCAGGAUCCUUGCCACCCAGAGUUAGGCGUUUUUACCCCUAGCUCCCUGCAAAAGAACAAGAGUGCUAAUCCUGGCUGAAUUCCAAGCUCUAAGUGCAAUAAACAUUCCCAUGAUAUGGAUAUAAGGUUACAUAAGGAAGGAUAUCCCAGUUCAGCUUCUGAAUGAAUCCAUAUGCUACAGAAGUUUUUCAGGUAUCAUAACGCCGUGGUUUACCUUGAUGAAUAUACUGAAAUAUUCAAGAUGAAUAGCAACAGCACCAGCAAUGCUGAAACUGGCUGCAUUUCCCUUAAUGUGACAUUUCAGUACUCGCUCUAUGCAACCACCUAUAUCCUCAUAUUCAUCCCCGGUCUUCUGGCUAACAGUGUGGCCUUGUGGGUUCUAUGCCGCUUCAUCAGCAAGAAAAAUAAAGCCAUCAUUUUCAUGAUCAAUCUCUCUGUGGCUGACCUUGCUCAUGUGCUGUCCUUACCCCUCCGGAUUUACUAUUACAUCAGCCACCACUGGCCUUUCCAGAGAGCCCUUUGCCUGCUGUGCUUCUACCUGAAAUAUCUCAACAUGUAUGCCAGCAUUUGCUUCCUGACGUGCAUCAGCCUUCAGAGGUGCUUCUUUCUCCUCAAGCCCUUCAAGGCCAGAGACUGGAAGCGUAGGUAUGAUGUGGGCAUCAGUGCUGCUAUAUGGAUUGUUGUGGGUACUGCUUGUUUGCCAUUUCCUAUCCUGAGAAAUUCAGGCUUGGCCAACAAAACCGAGUCCUGCUUUGCUGAUCUGGGUUACAAGCAAAUGAAUGCAGUGGCUUUGGUCGGGAUGAUUACAGUUGCUGAGCUGACAGGAUUUGUGAUCCCAGUGGUCAUCAUCGCAUGGUGUACCUGGAAAACAACUACAUCCCUGAGACAGCCACCAAAGGCUUUCCAAGGAGUCAGUGAGAGGCAGAAAGCACUGCGGAUGGUUUUCAUGUGUGCUGCAGUCUUCUUCAUCUGCUUCACUCCGUAUCAUAUUAACUUUAUUUUUUACACCAUGGUAAAGGAAAGCAUCAUUAGCAGUUGUCUCAUUGUCCGAAGCACACUGUAUUUCCAUCCUUUUAGUCUGUGUCUUGCAAGUCUCUGCUGCCUCUUGGAUCCUAUUCUCUAUUACUUCAUGGCCUCAGAGUUUCGUGAUCAACUAUCCCGCCAUAGCAGCUCUGUGACCCGUUCCCGCCUCAUGAGCAGGGAGAGUGGUUCAUCAAUGAUUAGCUAAAAAUAAAGUAAUUCCUCAGUUAUGACUUUGUUUACCCACAUUCCUUGACUUGUUCCAAAGGACAGAAUGACUAGUCAGACAACUUCUUUAAUUGAACUUUGGGAAAUAACAGAAAUAGGUGUUUUCUUGUGUGAUAGUUGUGGUCACAAGGGUGUGAUCGUGAAAACAGAGUGUGGAAAAUGUGAGACAGGAAGGGAAUAUGGGAUUUGCUUGUUUCCUCUUUCGAAAUUCAAGGCAUUUUAUUAUUUAAGAGACCGUGAUCAAAUUUUUACAAAUGUUUCCAAUUAAAUAGAGAUGGGAUAUUUUAUUUUGAGCAUUUUUCAGUAAAUGUUGUUGUUAAUAAAAUACAAUAAAUACAUGAAUCUUUUCCAACAUGUAAAAGUAAGUAAAUCUCUCUUUUAUAUGAAGACAUUUCUGAAUGAGAGUAAAAAUCUAUAGUAUUUCUAAGAGAUAAAUGCACCAGCAGGGAGGAGUAAAGCGUUGAGGCAAAUGUGUGCAUGAAGUUCAAGACCUCAAACCUGUUACUGAAGAAAGGGUAUGAGAAUUUAUUCAUUCAUUUAAAACGCAUUGGAUGUCUAAUGUGUUCUGAGUUACCACGGUUUUAGGUAAUUUCUCAUAUAGCAUCUCAUUUGGCCCCCCUAAUAAACUUGUGGAGGUUUCCAUUAUAAAUGAAUAAGUGAAACCUCAGAAAGUUUAAGCAACUUGACUUGGAAUAAACAAUGGUGAGCCAAAAUUUGUCCAGUAUACACUGAAUCUGCUUAAAUUGUUUCCUCUUUUUGUGUUGUUACAUUUACUAGAUCAAUUCUAAACUUUACUUGAAUGGUGAAGACACAUAUUAAAGCUAGGUCACAUAAAACCAAGACCAUUUCAGCACAAUUUGCCUGGGAUUAUCUGAAAAGGCUGUGGGCUAUUAUCGUGUCAGGCUCAAUUUUCAAGGUAUUACAUGAUAAUUAGUUGGGAUGUCCUAGUACAGACUCAAUCUAUAGAGUGCUGAUGAUAUGGGUUAUAACAGCCUGAAAUAGCUUAUUAUUUCUUACAAAGUAUAAUUUAAGGCUUAAUGCAUGAUAUACAAGCCCUAUAAAUGGAUGAAAAAAAAGAAAAUUGGAAAGCUGAGAGAUGAACAUUUUGUAAAAUUUAGAUUUUUUUUGGGGGGGGGAAGCUAGCCAUACUCUUUAAGGUUUACUAUAUCUGUGCUUAUUAAAAAAUCCUUCUGGAAAUUUUAUUAUCAUCAUUUUUUACAAAGAUUAUGGCCAUUGUUUCAGAGCCAUAAGGAGAAUUUGAAUAUAAGUGAUCCUCAGCUUCUGAGGUUGGCAUUUAUGAAGCUCAGUCCAUUACUCUUCAUCUUUUAUGCCUGCAAUUUAAAGAGCAUAGAUACUGGUGUGCAGUAAGGAGAAAGGAAGUAGUGGUACUCAGAAUACCCAUUUGAGUAGACUGGCUAUGGACUAGGAAGAGAGACAAAUGAAAAAAGAAGGAGAAAAAAAAUAAGAAGAUUUCUGGUAAGGGAAAAGGUUCCGUAACUAUAAAAUAACAAAACUGGUUUUCUUGUGCUUUCUUUAUUAACCUGGAUCUGAAGGAAAUGUCUAAAAAAGGUUUUCAGACGUGCUUGGAAUUAAUGGCAGCAUUGACAGAAUGACUGUGUAGACAAUCCCACCCUAAGGAGAUGACUUUGAAAGAGACCAGUUUGGAACUACGUAUCCUGCUGCUAUGUUUGUGGAGAAAAGUAGCCUCAGUUCUCGAUAGUCACACUCAUACGCCCUUUUUUCAAGGGAUUGGCAAGAAGUAGGGCAUCAAGCACAUGAUUUGUGGAUUAACUGGCAAAUUAAAUUAUGUGCCUUUCACUUUGAAGGAGUCCUGGUGGUGCAGCGGUUAAAGUACUCGGCUGUUAACCAAAAGGUCAGGGGUUGGAACCCACCAGACACUCUGUGGAAGAACGAUGUGGCAGUCUCCUUCCAUAAAUAUUUACAGCCUUGGAAACCCUAUGGGGCAGUUCUACGCUGUACUAUAGGGUCGCUGUGAGUUGGAAUCCACUCAACAGCAGUGGGGCUUGGCUUUAGGCAUUCACUUUGGCCAUCAAUAAACCAGAAUCUUUGGGUUUUUUUUCUUACAUCUGUUAAAAAUAAAAUUUCCACAAGAUUAAAUUCGUGUACAAACUCAUAAACUUUAUUUGCAGUUCAUGAGUUGGGGUAGGGGGUUCUGGUCUGGAAGUCAGACUAGAUCUCUGAAGAGUGGUACAAAGUGGAAGGGUUUUGCAGGCACAGACAGUAUAGGAAGUUAUAGUGGGCAAAUUUCAGAUUGGCUAUUGGGCAUUUUCUUUCUUUAUUUGGGAUUAAGUGUUAAUUUUGAACUAGGUUAAACUGAACAGGCGAGUCCUGAUUGGUUAGCUUGGGUUUCCUUUUCUGGGAGAGUCGAUUGACUUGGGUAUUGGCUUUUGGGAAGGUUAGGCAUUAUAAGCUAAGUUUUGGUUUGCUGAUGUGACUCCAUCUCUUGGGCCUGAAAUAGUCAGGUUAACGAUUGUAAAUCCCUAAUAUGGUGAGAAAGAAAAGGAUAAAAACAUUCAAGCAAGAAAUGGGUUAGUUCUUGAAUUUUAAAGGCUGGACUGCCUUACUUAAUGCCGGGGAGGGGGGCGGGGCAGAAAUGAUAAUACUUGGACUGAUGAGAUUGCAGCCCAAGAAAUGAGUGAAACUGCUUUAAAGUAUGACAAUGAACAAAAAUUUGAACAGUCAUCCCUAUGCUUACUACAGGAACGUAAUGUGAAACAAAGAGGACAGAAAACCAUAUAUCCUUGAAUCAGUUUUUCAAAAAGUCACUAAAAAACCCUCAAGUUGCCCCCAAAUCUUUCAAAGACACCUGUCAAAAUCCAUCUAGAAAACUUUCAGAAUCCCACAGCUCUGAUGAAAGACUUUUUCACCUUCUAGUGGUUUUGGUAAAAAUGGGAAGGAAUUUUGCGGAAUAUAAUAACUUUAUACAUAAUUUAUAUGACAAAGGCAGUUUAUGUGCGAUUGGAUAUGCUGUUUACCUUUAAAAAGCUUUAUAUACUAGCGCAGAAUAUAGGUAUAGCAUUUAUCAUUGAUUUAAUAGAUUAUUCUUAUGGAGUAUGUAAUCAUUUCUAUAAAAAUAUUGAGCAUCAGACUUGUUUAAAAAUAAAACCCUUUAUUGUAAAAUUGCUUCUAUGAGAAAAUCAGUGUCUCCUGUUAAAAUUAAACAACCCCCAGAAGCCUAGACAACACUCUAAGACUUCUGGGUGUCUUAUCAUUAACUGUAUCUCUGCAAACAGACCUCAUUAAUCCCUCAGGAAUGUCCCUUCUUGUUUCCCCAAGGACCUUGCUCACACUGAAGUAAUAGUAGAUGUUUAACUUAAAUGUUUCUUUUUUCUAAGACCCGUAUCUCUAGGAUUUUAUGUUUUCUAUGUGAUUUGUUCUUCUACAUUACUGUAUAACCUUCAAAGAACCAACUGUGUAUUCUUUCUUUUAUCAUAAAAUUGUAAAAGGCAUAUAAACAAAAAACCACUUUGCAAUAGUCCCAACACUUUCUCUAAAACUGACUACCUGUUUGCAAAUGUCUCUUUCUCUCUCACUCUUAAUAAAUAGUUGAUCUCUUUAAUUGUCAAAGUCUUAUUCCUUUUUAAUACUCUUUAUAUCUUUUUGUAUAUUUUCCAGGAAUAUAA
Trichechus manatus latirostris (Florida manatee) is the source of this 4979-nucleotide messenger RNA. It is a transcript of the gene P2RY10, whose product is annotated as P2Y receptor family member 10. Gene Ontology annotation, biological process: phospholipase C-activating G protein-coupled receptor signaling pathway; positive regulation of Rho protein signal transduction. Bases 260 to 1315 code for a protein of 351 amino acids. The record is from RefSeq and is a predicted model, not a curated record. Gene Ontology annotation, cellular component: plasma membrane. The transcript has 4 exons. Gene Ontology annotation, molecular function: G protein-coupled receptor activity. NCBI's taxonomy places the organism in Eukaryota, Metazoa, Chordata, Mammalia, Sirenia, Trichechidae.